Molecule: messenger RNA, 1188 nt
Organism: Closterium sp. NIES-65
Lineage: Eukaryota; Viridiplantae; Streptophyta; Zygnematophyceae; Desmidiales; Closteriaceae
Source: the annotation of a GenBank genome assembly
AUGAACCUGGACAUAUGCAAGUACUUGUGCUUGGAUGAAGCCGACAGGCUCAUUGACUUGGGUUUCGAGGAUGAUAUCAGAGAGGUUUUCGACCACUUUAAAGCCCAGCGCCAGACGCUGCUGUUUUCCGCCACCAUGCCCAAGAAAAUCCAGGCGUUUGCGAAAAGUGCCCUGGUGAAGCCGGUUAUGGUUAAUGUGGGGCGUGCAGGUGCAGCGAAUCUGGACGUGAUUCAGGAGGUGGAGUACGUGAAGCAGGAGGCCAAGAUCGUGUACCUCCUCGAAUGCCUCCAAAAAACGCCGCCUCCGGUUCUGAUUUUCUGCGAGAACAAAGCCGACGUGGACGACAUUCACGAGUACCUGCUGCUCAAGGGAGUGGAGGCGGUGGCAGUGCACGGAGGGAAGGACCAGGAGGAGCGCGAGGCGGCAAUCGCGGCGUUCAAGGCCGGGAGGAAGGAUGUGCUGGUGGCGACUGAUGUGGCGUCCAAGGGGCUGGACUUCCCGGACAUUCAGCACGUGGUGAACUAUGACAUGCCCGCUGAGAUUGAGAACUAUGUUCACCGCAUCGGCCGCACGGGCGGUGCGCUGCGGGAAGACGGGGAUUGCCACCACGUUCAUCAACAAGAACCAGGUGGGUGCAGUGCGGUGCUGAGGGGUCCAGGUUGGUGCAGUUCGUGUGCUGAGGGGUCCAGGUGGGUGCAGUGCAGUGCCGAGGGGUCCAGGUUGGUGCAGUGCGGUGCUGAGGGGUCCAGGUGGUUGCAGUGCGGUGCUGAGGGGUCCAGGUGGGUGCAGUGCGGUGCUGAGGGGUCCAGGUGGGUGCAGUUCGGUGCUGAGGGGUCCAGGUGGGUGCAGUGCAGUGCUGAGGGGUCCAGGUUGGUGCAGUGCAGUGCUGAGGGGUCCUGGUGGUGCGGUCCGGUGCUGAGGGGUCAAAGCGAGACGAUUCUGCUGGAUCUGAAGCAUCUGCUGCGGGAGGCGAAGCAGCGCAUCCCCCCCGUGCUGGCCUCCCUGGACGACCCCAUGGAGGACGCAGAGGCUCUCGCCGCCGCCUCUGGUGUGCGCGGGUGUGCCUUCUGUGGCGGCCUUGGCCAUCGCAUCAGCGAGUGCCCCAAGCUCGAGCACCAGAAGACUCAGGCCAUCUCUGGGAAUCACAAGGACUACUUGGGGUCGGGAGGGUAUGGAGGGGAGAUGUGA